Centropristis striata (black sea bass) is the source of this 2345-nucleotide messenger RNA. RefSeq names its product phospholipase B domain containing 1b (gene plbd1b). NCBI's taxonomy places the organism in Eukaryota, Metazoa, Chordata, Actinopteri, Perciformes, Serranidae. Gene Ontology annotation, cellular component: extracellular region. Bases 154 to 1773 code for a protein of 539 amino acids. The transcript has 11 exons. Gene Ontology annotation, molecular function: glycerophospholipase activity. Gene Ontology annotation, biological process: phospholipid catabolic process. The record is from RefSeq and is a predicted model, not a curated record.
UUCAAGCAAGCAAUUAAAAGUAACAGCGCUUCACCGGCUCUUGGCACAUUUCACUUCAGCGUCGUCGUUCUCCAUAGCAUCAACCAAAAUAACAUUAAUUUAUUGAAAUAGACUACACGAAAGUAAGAGAUUCGCAGGAAACUAUCAGCUGACAUGGAGAAGCAUAACAUCAAACUAUGCGUAUUGCUGAACACUUUGGCUGCAUCAUUACAAACUUACCAGCUCCAAGAGGCCACUGUGUCCUGGGAUGCUGCCCAGAAAAGUGUGAUCCUGAAGGAGGGGGUGAUGGAGACAGAAGGGGGGGCCUACGGUUACUUCAACGACACCCUGCUCCUGUCUGGAUGGGGGGUCCUGGAGAUCUGUGCAGGUCAUGGGGGAAUCCCACAGGAAGAUGAGACCACCUUCUUCCUGGCUGGGUACCUGGAAGGUUAUCUCACUGCUGGACAGAUGUUCAGUCAUUACUCCAACAUGUACCCUCAGCUCCUAAAGGAUGAGAAGGUUCUGAAUCCCCUGAAAAGGUUUCUAAGCAAACAGGAGCAGUGGGCCAGAGAGCAGGUGAAGCUCAAGAGACACAGCGACCCCUUGUGGAGGCACCUGGGACUGAUCCUCGCCCAGCUGGACGGGCUCCACGCCGGAGCUGCACGGUGGGCCAAAAGCAAACACAGAGAGCCUCUAUCAGCCUUUGCCCUCCAGUUUCUGAAUGGAGUCGGAGACCUCCUGGACCUGGUCCCAGCUCUGACGCCUCGCUCCAACUCCUCCACGGGGGCCGGGGCCUUCAGGAUGCCAGGAAUGGGCCACUGCACCGCUCUCAUCAAGGUGCUGCCAGGCUUUGAGAACCUGCUGUUUGGCCACUCCAGCUGGUAUACGUAUGCAGCCACCAUGCGGAUCUAUAAACACUGGGACUUCAGGGUGUCUGACACACACACCGCCACGGGAAAGAUGUCGUUCAGCAGCUACCCCGGCUUCCUGAUGUCUCUGGACGACUUCUACCUGCUUGGGAGUGGCCUGCUGAUGACUCAGACCUCCAUCGGCGUCUUCAACGUCUCUCUGUUCUCCCAGCUCAGCCCUCACAGCCUGCUGGCCUGGCAGAGAGUACGUCUGGCCAACAGCCUGGCGGCCAGCGGAGAGGAGUGGGCACACAUCUUCUCCAAAUACAACUCAGGAACAUAUAACAGCCAGUACAUGGUGAUGGACCUGAGCAGGGUUUCUCUGGGUCACAGUAUCAGGGAUGGAGCUCUGACGGUGGUGGAGCAGAUUCCAGGGAAGAUGAUGCACUCAGAUCAGACUCAAGCUUUACGCAGAGGUUAUUGGCCGUCCUACAACAUACCGUUUCAUGUUGAGAUCUACAACCUGAGUGGCUACGGUGUGAUGUGGAAGAGAUACGGCGAAGACUUCUCUUACGACCUCUGUCCCAGAGCCAAGAUCCUCCGCAGGGACCAGGCCAAGGUUUCUGACCUCAGCUCCCUCAAACACAUCAUGAGAUACAACAACUACAAGAGGGACCCCUACUCCAAGGGCCAUCCAUGUAAAACCAUCUGUUGCCGAAAUGACCUCAGACCAAGGAGACCACGUCCAGGAGGUUGCUAUGACACUAAGGUGACGGACUACCAGAUGGCUGUCCAGCUGGUCGCAGAGGCAAUAAAUGGCCCCACAACCCAGGGGGGCCUACGGCCGUUCUCAUGGCAAUAUUUCAACAUCACGACUCAUCAGGGUCUCCCUCACACCUACAACUUUCCUUUUGUCACUAUGAGGCCCUCACUGCGUCUACCCUGAGAGCACAGGGACAAGAUACCAACACAUCCAGGUAGAAAAGGUCAUGCUUUCCUGUUCAAAUCAAGACUGAACAUCCCGGUGCAAUAUAAGAGCUUGGCUAAUUAAGUUAAAAUUUUCCCUUUAACUUGGUGAAAAAUAUCAUUAAAACAUAUGCAUACACUGUAAAAAAAUGUUUGUUGAAAUUACAGUAAAACACUGUCAAAUUGUAUUAGAAAUAGGUCGUAUAAUUAAACAUUGUACAUCACCGUACACUGUAAAAAAAAUCAGUUGCUUUUACAGAAAAAAAAUUGCAGCUGUUGUUACCAGAAUAAUUCUGCAAAAAUUACAGUACAAAUGUAAACAACUUUACAGAACAACUUGUAAAUUUUACGGAUAUUCAGUGUACAAUAAACAAUAACUAAAUGUUAAUUUACUGGUAUUCAAUGCACAAUAAGCAAAGUCGGCAUGUAAAUUUUGCAUAAAUAAUUAAUAUAAAAGCAGCAUCAGACUGUUAAAUUUGCAGUAAAGGACGGUAUAAUCUACAACUUUAAAAUGUAUUUUUUUUAAUUACUACAGUUUUAGGAUGUAAAAUU